AUGUGGAUCCGGGCGUGUGUAUACGAGUCUCCGUUCUCGAUUCUCCUCCGCAAACAACCGCCAGCUCGCUUUUCCGAAAUGGCCGACACGGACAAGAUGGCGUUUCUCCUCUUUGGAGACCAGUCUCUGGAUACCCAUGGAUUCCUCGCAGAAUUCUGCCGGCAGGGUAAUCCAAGCAUUCUGGCCAAGGCGUUCAUGGAGAGAGCUUCCCAUGCUCUACGAGACGAAGUUGAUCGCUUGAGCAAGCUGGAGCGUGCCAAUAUCCCCUCUUUCAAGACACUCUACCAACUCAACGAGAAGUACUACACACAAGAGCGAAAGCAUCCCGGCAUCGACAGUGCCCUGCUCUGCAUCGCGCAACUGGCUCAUUACAUUGACCGAGUUGAGAAGACACCCGAACAAUGGACUCGUCACGACCAGACCUUCUUUGUUGGUUUCUGCACCGGUCUUUUUGCCGCCUCCGCUAUCGCUUCAACACCCACCGUCUCUACCUUGAUACCCCUUGCUAUUCAAACUGUAUUGCUAGCAUUCCGCACCGGGUCCUAUGCUGGCGCAUUGGCCGAGAGGCUUUCCCCGCUUGCCUCGGGCACGGAGCCGUGGACCAUGAUUUUCCCCGGUGUCGGUGAAGAGGAAGCUACCAAGGCGCUCUUGGAUCUCUCCAAGUCCAAGCCGCGCAUACGUCAGCGCCGUAGCCCCUCGAGCAUCGCCAUAUCCGGCCCGCCCACCACGCUUCGGACUGUCGUAGAGCAGCGCCUCUUCGGGUCUAAUCCUCUCACCAUUCCGGUGUACGCGCCCUAUCACGCUCCACAUCUCCAUGCUAGCGUGGAUAUCGAAGAGCUGCUUCAGCUCGAUUCGCCCGAAAUGCGGGCCGUUAUGGAAGACGCGAAGCCCCGAUCGCCCCUCAUGUCCUCCAACGGCACUUGGUUCAAGGAGGAAACGACGAGGGAUCUUCUCAAGGCCGUAGUGUGGGAGUGCCUUAACGAGCCCCUACGCUUCAGCCAGGCAUUCGAGAGCUGCGCGCAAGCUGCCAAGUCGUUUCGAGGACGCCACUGCCUCAUUAUCCCACACGGGCCAACUCAGGCCGCCGAGACCCUCGCCAAGGUUGUCGAGGCCGAGACUACGCUCGUGGUGGACGUCGUGAAGGGUUUAAAGAUUCACAAGGAGAGCAUCGGCUCCUCCAUCGGCAACCACGGCCCCCAGCUUGGGCGGUGCCGUCUCGCAAUCGUCGGUAUGGCUGGGAGGUUCCCUGAUGCGGCUAGCCACGAAAAGCUUUGGGAGCUUCUGGCAAAGGGACUCGAUGUCCAUAGGGUCGUGCCCAAGGAUCGCUUCCCUGUCGAGACCCACGUCGACCCCACUGGCAAGGCCGUCAACACUAGCCACACGCCUUACGGAUGUUGGAUUGAGGAACCCGGUCUCUUCGAUCCCCGUUUCUUUAACAUGUCCCCGCGUGAGGCUUUCCAAACCGACCCAAUGCAGCGGAUGGCCAUGACAACUGCAUAUGAGGCGCUUGAGAUGUCUGGAUACGUGCCCAAUAGGACGCCAUCUACGCAGCUUGACAGAAUCGGCACCUUCUACGGCCAAACCUCCGAUGACUGGCGAGAAAUCAAUGCCGCGCAGGAGGGUCCUUGCGCGACCUUUGACAAUGGCGCUGAUGGAUACUGCCGCGCCGACGCGUGCGCUUCCGUAAUCGUCAAGCGUCUCGACGACGCGCUUGCUGAAAAGGAUAACGUUUUGGCCGUUAUUCUUGGCACUUCCACCAACCACUCGGCCGAUGCCAUUUCCAUCACCCAUCCUCACGGACCAACUCAAUCCGUGCUCUCGAGGGCUAUCCUCGACGAGGCUGGUGUCGAUCCUCUCGAUGUUGACUAUGUCGAGAUGCAUGGUACCGGCACGCAGGCUGGCGAUGGUACAGAGAUGGUUAGUGUCACCAACGUCUUCGCUCCCGCCAAGAGAAAGCGGCCGGCCGACCGCCCGCUUUAUCUCGGCGCAGUCAAAAAUCUAUCCGAGAGGAAUGUCAACAUUGCUUUUCACAUGACUCCGUUUGUGAGGAACGACGGAAAGCCGAGGAAGAUCUUUGUGAACAAUUUCAGUGCCGCGGGCGGUAACACUGGUCUUCUCCUUGAGGAAGCUCCUAAAUACGAGCCGGCCCUCGAGGAUCCACGCUCGACACAUAUCAUUACGGUGACUGGGAAAUCCAAGUCUGCCAUGAUCCGCAAUGCUGAAGGCCUCGUCGCGUGGAUGGAUAAGAACCCUAGCACACCCGUCUCGCACGUGGCAUACAGCACAACCGCACGCCGUAUCCAGCAUUACUGGCGUAUGAACGUGGCGGCAUCCGACCUCUCCGAAGCUCAGGUCCUGAUCAAGGACAGACUCAAGGAAAACUUUGUUCCCAUCUCUACAGAACAACCAAAGCGUGUUCAGGAGGCUAUCAAUGAGUUCAACAAGCUCGCCCUCCUCCACCAACUCCCGUCUUUCCUUCCGCUCAUCGACGGCAGUGAGCCUGAUGUUCAGAAGCUUUCUCCAGUCGUGGUUCAGCUCGGUCUCUGCUGUUUCGAGAUGGCCCUUGCCCGGCUCUGGGAGUCUUGGGGCGUCCGGCCCGGUGCCGUUCUCGGUCACUCCCUUGGAGAGUAUGCCGCCCUCAAUGUCGCGGGCGUUUUGUCCGCCAGCGAUACAAUUUACCUAGUCGGUAGCAGGGCCCAGCUCCUCAUUGAAAAGUGCACGGCGGGAACGCACGCCAUGUUGGCUGUCCAAGGUCCUGUUUCGGCUGAGACGGUCCUGAGCGGCACCGCCGAAGAGAUUGUUGAAAUCUCCGAGCUUCUUAGCACCGCGGGCUAUAAGUGCACGCAGCUCAAGGUUCCAUUUGCCUUCCACUCCGCCCAGGUUGAGCCUAUCUUGGAUGACUUCGAGUACCUGUCUCAGUCCGUCGUUUUCCAGCGUCCCAAGGUAGCCGUCGUCUCUCCUCUCCUCGGAAAGCUUGUGGAGCAGGAGUCAAUCAAUCCCGCCUACCUACGCAAUCAUGCUCGGGAUGCCGUCGACUUCCUUGGCGCUCUUGUGUCUGCUCAGGAGGCUGGCGUCAUUGAUGAGAAGACGGUUUGGCUCGAGGUCGGACCCCACCCGGUAUGUUCGAACAUGAUCAAAGCCGCCUUUGGUGCUUCCACCAUUGCCGUGCCUACGCUCCGCCGCAAUGAAGCCACCUACAAGAUCCUUCACGCAAGCCUUUGCACUCUUCAUAGCGCCGGCCUGAACAUCGACUGGACCGAAUACCACAAAGACUUCGAGGCUUCAGUCCGCCUUCUUGAUCUCCCUACCUACUCUUUCGACUACAAGAACUACUGGAUUCAGUACACCGGAGACUGGUGUCUGACCAAGAAUAGGGUUGGCACCAAGCCCGCGGCACUCAUGGAGGCUCCUAAGCCCAAAAUUUCCACAUCCGCCGUGCACAAGGUCACGAAAGAAGAGGUAAAGGGAGACACGUGCAUAAUUGAGACGGAGACCAACCUUUCCAGAGAAGACAUCAGGGGCGCCGUGUCAGGCCAUGUGGUCAAUGGUGCUCCACUCUUCCCCUCCACCAUCUAUGCAGAGAUGGGCAUGACUAUCUGCGACUAUGCCUACAAACUAGUGCGCCCGGAGGCUAAGAACAUUGGUGUCAACAUCUACGAUGUUGAAGUGCCCAAGACCCUCAUUUUCAACGAAUCCCUGGACGCCCAUAUCCUCCGAUGCACGGCCACAUGUUAUCCUGCCAAGGGCACGGCUGAGCUUGUCUUCCACACUGUGGAGAACGGCAAGAAGGUUGACCACUGCUUCUGCAAAGUAACUUACGAGGAUCCCGAGGAGUGGCUCACAGAGUUCGAUCGCGUCAACUACUUGAUCAAGUCUCGUGUCGACCACCUCCUUGAGGCAGAAAAGGUCGGCAAGGCAUCCAAGAUUGGGAGGGGCUUGGCAUACAAGCUCUUCUCAGCUCUUGUCGACUACGAUGCUCCAUACCGUGGUAUGGAGGAGGUUGUUCUUGACAGUGAUACCUGCGAGGCCACAGCAAAGAUCGUUUUCCCUAAGCCAGAGAAGCCCGGAAACUGGUUCUUUAACCCUUACUGGCUGGAUAGCUGCUGCCACAUCUCCGGUUUCAUCGUCAAUGGUACCGAUGCCGUUGACUCGAGGGAGCAGGUCUUCAUUUCCCACGGUUGGGGAUACUUGAAGCUAGCAGAGAAGCUCAAUGAGAACAAGACAUACAGGUCGUACAUCAGGAUGCAGCCUAUCAGGGGCACCAAGAUGAUGUCAGGCGAUGCCUACAUCUUUGAUGGGGACCGUAUCGUCGGUGUUGUUGGCCAGAUCAAGUUCCAGUCCAUUCCUCGCAAGGUCCUUAACAUGGUCCUCCCCCGCGGCAAGGCCCUCGCCGGCAUGGCGGCUCCAGCUCCGGCUGGUAACAAGGCGCCGGUUGCUGCCUCAAAGCGCCCCGCGGCCAAGGAGAAGACGAAGCAGGUGACCCCUGCAACCAUUGGCGCGGUCAACGCGAAGCUUAGGGGCUCCGUCGUGGCUGCUGUUCUGGAUAUCCUCGCCAAGGAGGUGGGUGUCUCGGAGGACGAGUUGGCGGACAACAUUGCGUUUACCGAUCUCGGCGUCGAUUCGCUCAUGUCGCUUACCGUGAGCGGGCGGAUAAAGGAAGACCUCGAUCUUGACAUUGACAAUCACGUCUUCGUUGACCACGCAACCAUUGGCGCCUUCAAGAAGUACCUGGCCAAGUUUGAGACGCCUGAACGGAAGGAAAGCGUCAGCAGCUCGGGUGAGUCAAAUUCGACAGGCUCGGAUUCCGACACUCCUGAGAUCGGAUCAGACUCCGACAUCACCACUCCCCUCGAGGGAAGUGAGGAUGGUUCGGUUAAGGGAGGCGAGUCCUCUUCGAGUGACCUUCAGGACAUCGUCCGGGGCACCAUCUCCGAGGAAAUGGGCGUCGAAGUAGACGAAAUCAUUGCCGCUCCAGAUCUAGUAGCUCUCGGCAUGGAUUCGCUCAUGAGCCUGUCCAUCCUCGGCACUCUUCGCGAGAAGACGGGUCUCGACAUCCCCUCUGACUUGUUGACGGCCAAUACCUCCCUCGUCGCGCCCGCAAAGUUGGCCUGCCCAACUGCCGCCGCCGCCGCCGCCGCCGCCCCUCGUCCCUCGCGGAUCAUCAACACACAUCCGGGAAACACCACUGCCACCAUCGUCAAGCCUCCCCGGCCGACGUCCUUUCCCGAUACGCAUCCCCACCGCAAGGCCACCAGCGUUCUCCUGCAAGGGAGCGUGCGCACCUCGACCAAAAACCUCUUCAUGAUCCCCGACGGCAGUGGCUGCGCCACCAGCUACACCGAGAUCAGCGCCAUCUCCCCUGACUGGGCGGUAUGGGGCAUGUUCUCCCCAUUUAUGAAGACGCCCGAGGAGUUCAACUGCGGCGUCUACGGCAUGGCCCAAAAGUUUAUCACCGAAGUCAAGCGCAGGCAGCCGACUGGGCCUUACUCCUUUGCAGGCUGGUCAGCGGGCGGCGUCAUAGCCUUCGAGAUGGUUAACCAACUCGUCAAGGCCGGCGAUGUUGUGGAUAAUCUCAUCAUCAUCGAUGCGCCCUGUCCCGUAACUAUCGAGCCCCUUCCUCGCAGCCUUCAUUCCUGGUUCGCGACAAUUGGCCUGCUCGGUGAUGGCGAUAGCUCCAAGAUCCCGCACUGGCUUCUCCCUCACUUCGCUGCCAGCGUCACCGCCCUCAGCAACUACACCGCAGAGGCCAUCCCAGAUGACAAGUGCCCCAGGGUAACCGCCAUCUGGUGCGAGGACGGCGUGUGCAAGUUGCCUACCGACCCCCGUCCGGACCCCUAUCCCACAGGCCAUGCCUUGUUCCUGCUGGACAAUCGUACCGAUUUCGGUCCGAACAGAUGGGACGAGUAUCUCGAUUACAACAAGAUCCAGACAGCUCACAUGCCUGGCAACCAUUUCUCUAUGAUGCAUGGUGACCUCGCAAAGAGACUUGGCGAUAUCAUAAGGCAGGCUGUCACUGACGCCUAA
Molecule: messenger RNA, 6024 nt
Organism: Parascedosporium putredinis
Lineage: Eukaryota; Fungi; Ascomycota; Sordariomycetes; Microascales; Microascaceae
Source: the annotation of a GenBank genome assembly